Molecule: messenger RNA, 788 nt
Organism: Durusdinium trenchii
Lineage: Eukaryota; Dinophyceae; Suessiales; Symbiodiniaceae
Source: the annotation of a GenBank genome assembly
AGAUCACUGCAGAUCCAGCAACUGAGCCCACGAGGGCCGCGCCAUGGUGCGCUGUGUGAUCGGUCUGGGGGGGCCAUUGUCCUCGCAGUUCCCUUUAGUGCGUGCCCACGUGGGCCGCGCCUUCGUGGAGCACGUCGCCGAGACGCAGAGCUUCGGCGCUUGGCGGUCCAACAGCGUGGCGCUGGCGGACUUCGCGGAGCACGGCAGCGGGGUGGUCCUGGUGAGGCUAUGGGCAGACUGCACCAAGGAGACGGUGCAGGCGUCUGUCGCGGCCAAGCAGGCGUUGAAGUAUUUGGGGGUCCGUUCUCCAGAGCACUUCGUGCUCGCUCAUGCGGAGACACGGAAGGCCUGUGGACGUUUCCUUUGCGGCGAGGGGAACCACUUAGCGCCUGCCUGGGCCAAGCCCAUCAUCGACGCAGUGGCCCCGGAGUUCCGCCCCGGGCGCAAGGCCAUCGAGCAGCCCUUGCGCAUCAUCUUCGGCGUGGGCGCCCCAGCGCGCUCCAACCUGGCGCCGUCGCCCGCGCAGUUCGGGGACGCCAGGAUGACCGCGCGCGAGGCCAACGCAGUGCUGCAGUCGGCCUUCCCUGCGGCCUUCGAGUGGUUGUUGAAGAGGUGGUUCGGCCCAGAUGCCGUCACGGACGGGGCGGUGCUGCGGCGGCGGCUGGCGCAAGACGUGCGCCGCAAGGAGCUCGGAUUGGAGGAGCAACGCAUCAAAGCAGGACGCUGAAAAGGGCAUCGCUAGGGUGGAGCAAGAAGCUAGGGUGGAGACCAUCGCUAGUAGGUUGGAG